GAUGAACUCAUUGUAUAAUCGCAUCUCAAACGAAUUUCGCACAAGUUUGACGUAUAGUAUGACUCCAACAUCAAUAACAAAUUAUAACAAUAAGGAUAAUUUAUUAAGGAAAUUAUGGCUAUCAAAUUGCAUCAGUUCUAUACGACAUAACAACAAUAAUAAUGGCAGUUAUCUUAUAAACUAUAAUAAGAAGAAACCUACAAAUUACAGAACUAAAACAAGUCUAGAUCCAUUGAACAAUUUCAGUUAUGGAGGUUCAAUGAAAAAUUUAUUCAACUCAAAUAUUCAUACGGAUUUUGAAACAGAUUUGAAUUUAAAUGUUAAGUGGGAUUUUCAAAUUAAUGCAAACUAUGAUAAUAUUAAAAGUCAAUGGAAUAAAUCUAUAAGGUCAAGUGAAACUGAAACUGUACAUGAACAAAAAUCUCACUUUGGCAAUAAUCCUAAUCUAAAAUUUACAUUCUCAAACUUGAUUGAAUUAUGUGAUUUAGCAGGAUUGCAUAUUAGUGAAUAUGAUAUUUCAUCUUGUAUUAUAAAAUCUGAGUUCCAUGAACAUUACACGGAAAGUAAUACAUUCAAGUCAAGUAUUCAACAAAAAGCUUAUUUUGUCAAAUUAUAUGAAAUACAUUGUGAACAAGUUUAUACUGCUGUUAUUAAUAUUCAAAUAGAAAAUUUACAAACAAUAUGGCAUCGGUUUUGGUGUUCAUCGGAAUCUACAACGUGUACAUCAGAAUGUAGCUUACCAAAGAGUUAUUUAAUUGAAUUAUGCGAUGAUUCAAAGAUUUGUCAGUUCAUUGAAUUAGCCGAUAGAACAUUAUAUCAAAUAUUAUUGGAUAUUAUUAUAAACGAUAGUUUGAAAACACUAUGCAAUGAUUUACUUCAAGCAUUACAAACAAUGAUUAAAUUAAUGGAGGCUUAUCUGCAGUCGGCUAUUCGACAUUUUAAUCCACAAUUGAUUAAUAGAAAAUUAUCAGCUGUUGCCUGUUUCAUUAAAGGGUUACAUCGUGCAAUGAGUAUAAGUUGUUUCAGUCAUACUGUUGGAAAUAUUAUCAAUGAUACACAGAAAUGCGAACAAAUAUUAAGUGAUAUCGAUAAAUUAGAUUUAAAGUGUAUUGAAGCACAAGGAUCUUGGGCAAGUGAUUGCCUGUUAUACGGACUUAUUCAAAACUCUUUCUGUUCAUCUUUAAUCGUUCACAAUUCUGGCAAAAGUUCAUCAAAAAAAGGAAUAAAAGAGGAACCUUCGGAUCAACUGUCAUCGUUGUCAACUCUCAAAUCGUCAGGCUACACGGAGAAUUUUAUAAGUCUUACUCGUGAAAUGUUUAGCUCGGAAAAGUAUCUUUACAAUGAUGAUGAUAAUUCAUAUUACGGAGCUGAUAUUAAGGUUUUACACUCUGAAAUGUGUAAUCUUCUAAUGAAUAAAUCAAGUUUAACGAUGUGGACUAGGUGGCUUGAUAAUAUUGUUACACGAAGUUUGGUUAAUUCUCCAUCAGGUCCAAAACGUGCCAGUGCUGCAAGACAAUUAAUGCUUGUAUGGACGUAUUACAGUUCUUUAUUAAUGCGUGAGUUAACUUUACGAUCAGCUAUCAGCUUUAGUAAUUGUCAUUUAUUACGUAUGCUAUGUGAUGAAUACUUAUCAUAUCGUCUUGAACAAGUUGCAUCAAGUCCUUUGACAACUUUACCUAAACUUUUCAAUGAAACACCCUCAACUCCGUUAUAUCCAAACAAGAACGAUAGUAAUACCAAUAUUGAUUGUUUUCAAAUUACUACGGAGCAUCUUGAAGGAUACGAAAAUUUGCCUACAAGUACCGUAAAUAAUAUCAUAUCACUGAAGUCCUACCCAUCAAAUAAUGAAAUUAGUAAUCAGCAUGAGAAUAUAUGCAAUAAACAUCUUUCCGGUAAAAACCUAACUUCUUAUUCUACUGCUACUACUACUCAUAAUGAAAUCAGUAGUAGGAAUAGCAUUACCGAGGAUAAUGAUGAUGGUGAUAUAUUUAUGGAGAAUUCAAAUACAACUUUAUUAUUAUCAUCAAUCAAUAGUGAUAACUACCUUGAAUAUAUUGAUACACAAAUUUUAUCCAACCAUGAUGAUAUCGAGCUUGUUGAUGAAGAUGAUGUUGACAAUGAUGCAUUAUGCAAUGCACUAUCACCAAAUUGUUUAUUACAGCGAAAUACUACUAAUACAGACAAUUUAUUAUUUAAUAUGAACGGAAGUGAUGAUAUAACCAGUGUUAAUACCAGUGUAGAUAGUCAUGAUGACCACAGUCAUCUUCAGAGGGGAGUUGUCGAUGAACAUACUCCUAGUCACAUGGUGGUGACUCGUAGUAAAGAUUCAUCAGACUCAGAUAGACCAAAUAAUUAUUUCUCAUUUGGCUUUAGUAAUGAUCCCAUUUUAACUGAAACCACUCAAUUCAAUGAUCCCGAUGAUGAUUAUGCUAAAAGUACACUUUUAAAUGAUGGUAUUAUUGAUAUUGACCAUAGUAAGUAUUGGUCUUGUCGACAGCACCCAUCAACACAUCAUUAUUCCCCAAAGAAAUCUUUGGAAACCCUCAAUCGUUCAUCUUUUGUUCUUUGAACAAUUCAGAUACUGAGAAAAGAAGAUUUCCUCUAAAUGAUGUAACAAAUAUUGCAUUAUCUGUUUCAAAAACACCAGUCAGAGCUGAUACUAAAAACUUUUGUAUCAGUGAUACAGUGGCACUGCCUUCAACCUUAUCCUAUUCUUCUUCUUCAAGUCGACCAAAUCGUAAAUUAUCAAAGCCAAAUAUAUUACACAUACAGACACACAUGAAAACAUACGAUGAGGACCAACAAUCAACUAGCUACCGUCAAAAUGAUACUUAUUGUUUUAGCAAUCGUAAUUCCGGGUCUUUUUCCAAGUGCGAGUCGUCUGAUUGGUUGGAAUCGAGUGUGAAAGUGGAAAACAAUGACAAUAUUAACAAUCCUAAAAACAAUAAGAGUAAUUAUUACUAUAAUCAAAGCAUAAAUAGUGGCAAUAUUGUUGGCAAAGCGAACAAAAGUUUUCUAAAAUUAUCAUCAUCAAGUCAUGUGGAGCAACGGAUCGUGGCUUCACUACCCGAUGAUUUAAUUCGGACAACGAACAGUCAAGCACCUCGUAAAACUGUCUGCAUAACAGUUGGGUCUGAAGAAAACGAGAAUUGAAGUACACUUGUUGAUUUCAGAUUUUUCACCCUAAUACAACAGAUAUUUUGUGUUUUCAAUGAAUUCAUACGUCAUGAUGUUAACAAUAGAGAAAAUAACCUUAAACACUGAAAUGUUUGUUACUUGGUAUUUUUUUCAUCUUUGACUUAAGUCGAAAUACAUGGUUUUCUAAUAUGAAGUAUUUUGUUGAAUUAGUACUGUAAUGAAAAUGAAUCUCACUUGAGUUCAAAUGAUCAUGGGAGAAGAAUAAUGAAAGAUAAUAUAUUUAUGAACUAACUGUGUUUCCUACUUCUGGUUACUGAUUUCAAUGGAACAGAAGAGAACCAAUCAGGAUUUCUGUGUAGCAGAAAAGGUAUCACAAUGGUUUUCAUGGCAUGUUUAACCACAAAAUCGAGUCAACACUUAGGAUUCUAUCAUGCCUCACCGUUUCGGUCAAAACAAAAAGGAUGUAGAAGCUUACUGUGAAAAAUUGAAUCCAGUUUACUCAAGUAAUCCUCACAGCCUUCAGGCAUUAAGAAAAGACCUUAUAAAGUAUGAGUACAAUUGAAUACGGUUUUAUGAAUAACAACAGAAACUUUGUUAUAUCCAUGUGUGCAGUAAUUAUAAAGUUCAUCAAUCUCCCUCUAGGUGUUUGUCUUUUCUGUACCUUGAUCAACCAUGAAGCAAGAUGUUCCUAAACUUCGUGUUCACUCUGCGUAGUGCAUAUAUCUGAUUCAACAGGAGCAGCUGAAGCGGUAACUUAAGGAAUACUAUGGAUUACUAAAUCACACAGAUUUUUAGAAUUAUGACCACCAACAGAAUCUGAGGCAAACGUCUUCCUCUCAAUAAGGGCUGUUGUGGUAAUUAAAGCGGUGACUCAGCCAGAUCUUACACAAACAGAAGCCGAUGCGUCUCAGGUAGGACGAAACGAGUGUGGUGAUUCGGCUGCUAGCCACCACCAAGUAAAUUAGUUCAGUACUGUCUAAAAUUCGUGUCGCAUUUCAAAGUUCUACAUAAUUUCUGCUUUUAAAUCUCCUGGUUGCGUUUGAAUUUCUUCCAAGUAUGCCAAUCAGGGAGUUGUUUACAUCAAUCAUCUCUACGUAUGACUAACAGCUAACUUAGCAACAUACAAAGAAAUCAAGGAAACAAAGUCCACCCACUGUGUUAUCAUAUUUACUGAUGUUAUAAUAAUGUCAGUCCGGCAAGAGUUGAAAAUACUGAAUGAAAUAAAAGUAGGUGUUCAAGAUUUGACAAAGGGUAAAUAAAACUAAACUUCCAGUU
This is a messenger RNA of Heterobilharzia americana, 4413 nucleotides long. The record is from the annotation of a GenBank genome assembly. Lineage: Eukaryota; Metazoa; Platyhelminthes; Trematoda; Strigeidida; Schistosomatidae.